Messenger RNA from Fusarium poae, 1011 nucleotides. RefSeq lists its product as uncharacterized. Lineage: Eukaryota; Fungi; Ascomycota; Sordariomycetes; Hypocreales; Nectriaceae. The record is from RefSeq and is a predicted model, not a curated record. The transcript has a single exon. Bases 1 to 1011 code for a protein of 336 amino acids.
AUGACUACCAAAAUAAUCUCAGUCGUCGGUGCUACUGGCACUCAAGGCGGUUCAGUUGCCAGGACCUUUUUGGGCCUUCCCAACUGGCAUGUUCGUGCUCUCACCCGUCGAUCAACCUCCCCCAAGGCUCAGGCUCUAAAGGACCUUGGAGCAGAGAUUGUGGAAGCCGACAUGGACGAUGCCGAGUCUUUGGUAAAAGCCUUUGGCGGAGCCCAUGCAAUCUUUGCCAACACCGACUUCUGGGCCCCUUACACAUCAGCUCUCGCAGAUGGAAAAGACCAGGCUACAAGUCAGCAAAUUGGCUACGACACUGAACACCGCCACGUCAAAAACGCUGCCUAUGCUGCAUCCAAGACUGAGACUCUCGAAAAGUAUAUUUACUCUGCUCUUGGACCCAUGAAGGAGGUAUCAAAGGGUAAAUACCCUCACUGUCAUCAUUGGGAGACCAAGGCCGCCGCUGUCAAGUACAUUGAGCAAGAGAUGCCUGAACUAGCCAAAAAGACAUCAUACAUCUACAUCGGAGCCUACGCUACCAACGCGUUCCUGUAUCCAAAGAAGGACUCCGAUACUGGCGAAUAUGUUCUGGACCUCCCUGCAUCAAAGAACUUACGAUUCCCCAUCCUCGACACUGCCAAUUCAACGGGCCCUUUUGUCCAAGCCCUAGUUGAAGAUGAGCCCGCUAGAACAAAGCUGCUGGCAUAUGAUAGCGAACUCUCCAUGAGCGAGGCAGUGGAAAUUUGGAACAAGGUGACAGGGAAGAAGGGUAUCAUCAACAGUAUGACUGAGGAAGAGAUGCAUCACAAAACAGGUCUACCGUAUGAAGUUCUAGAUGGAGCUGCUUACUUGGACGAGUAUGGAUACACGGAGGGGAUUGAAGGAGUUAUCAUGCCUGAGCAAUUGAAGAAGCCUGUCAAGACGGACAGCUUUGAGGAGUUUCUGAAGAAGCAGGAUCCUGAGGCUUUGUUGUCAUUCCAGUAUGGUCUUCCUGAGGCUCCAGCUAAGAAGCAAUAA